Funneliformis caledonium is the source of this 465-nucleotide messenger RNA. NCBI's taxonomy places the organism in Eukaryota, Fungi, Glomeromycota, Glomeromycetes, Glomerales, Glomeraceae. The record is from the annotation of a GenBank genome assembly.
AUGUCUGAAAAACUCAUUUCUGAAAAACUCAAGAAAAUAAUCCUUUGUUCUUACGAAUUGGAUAGGAAUAAACUUGAAAUAACGCAUGUUGAUAGUGCCUCUAUUACUAUUAAAGACUUUGAAGAACUCACAACAAUACUCCCUUCCUCUUAUAAACUCAAUCUAGCUGAUAACAAAAUUAUAAUAAUGCCUGUUAGCGCACAAACUGAGAAUCUUAUCUUAUUACUAAAGUCGACAUAUAGUGCUAAAAUAACCGUAGACUUGUUGGAAUAUUCAGAAACAUGUUAUAAUUUACCUCUACCAAAUCCUACUGUUCAGGAUCCAGAUGCUUUCAUUUUUCUCACAACAAAAUGGAAUGCAUUAUCAGUUAAUGAUCAAAACGAAGCAUUUCCCUCAUUUGCCCCAAAUUUUGUUGUGAAAAUAUAUUCAAAUAACGAUCUGAGGAUUAUUAUCACUGAAAAAUGA